AUUCAUUGCCAUUCACACAAAAAUCCUUUCCGUCAAGUACUGUAAAGAAGAUUUCAAAUGGCCAAUGAUAAUUUGACAGCAAUAUUUUGCCGAGGUGAACUUCGCCUGGAAAACAAACCUGUGCCUGAACCUGCAGCAGAUGAGGUCCUAAUUGGAAUUCAUUCUGUUGGCAUUUGUGGUUCUGAUAUUCACUGCUGGAAAAAGGGGAGGAUUUGCAGUCUAACUUGUGAAGGUCCUUUGAUAUUAGGACAUGAAUCGAGUGGUACUAUCGUAAAAGUUGGUGAUAAAGUUCAAAACUUAAAACCGGGAGAUCGAGUUUGCAUCGAAUUCGGUAGACCCUGCAAAACGUGCGAAUUUUGUAAAAGUGGACGCUAUAAUCUUUGUGAACUUACGAAAUUCGGUGCACCUUUCGAUGGAUCUCUUUCACAAUAUUAUUGCCAGAUAGCGGACUUUUGUUUCAAGUUGCCUGAUAAUGUUACACUGGAAGAAGGUGCCUUGAUUGAACCACUUGCUGUUGCUGUUCAUGCUUGCCAAAGAGCUGCUGUUACUGCUGGAAAGUCAGUUUUAAUCUGUGGAGCUGGAGCUAUUGGAUUGCUCAAUUUACUGACAUGCAAAGCAAUGGGAGUGACUAAAAUUUGCAUCACAGAUAUUUCUGAAGAUCGAUUAAAAGUAGCUAAGAAACUUGGUGCUUCUCACCAGAUUUCUGCAAAAGGAAAUGAUAUUCUCGUCUUGGAGGAAGUAUUAUCGAAAUUGGGCGGUCCACCGGACAUUACAAUUGAAUGUUGUGGUGCAGAAUCUAGUAUACGGCUUGGUAUUUUGGUUACCAAACGUGGGGGUGUUUUAGUACUAGUGGGCGUUGGUGCUCCUGAAAUCAAAAUACCCAUUUUCGAUGCCAGUAUUCGAGAAAUUGACAUCAGAGGUGUUUAUCGAUAUACAAAUUGUUAUCCUAUUGCGUUGCAAUUGGUUGCAAGUGGGCUUGUGGAUGUUAAGCCAUUGAUCACUCAUCACUUUAAACUGCAGGAAGUAAACAAAGCAUUUGAAACUGCUCAUUCUGGUGCGGAUGGGGCUAUCAAAGUACUUAUACAUUGUUCUAAAUGAAAAUGCAUACUAGUUUAAACAUGAUAUAUGAGAAAUAAUGAAAGUAGUCUUAUAGAAAAUUGUGUAUUAUUUUUCUGUACUAGAUAUAUUUUUAUUAGGACAAAAUACUGAUGAUUUGUAUAUGCUUUGUUAAAUCUUCGAUUUUUCUAAACUUUAAUUUCAAUUGAGUUACACUUAAAUGAAACUGAAAAUUUACGUUAAUCAUACUAUAAAUCUGUAGAAAUAUUUUCAGUGAAAUAUGCAUAAAUAUUUCGCAGUUAUUAUUUAAAUAUUUUGAUUUUCUCUAUAAUUAUAAAACUGUAAUUAUUAAUUUAAUUACUCUAAAUUAUUACUGUAAAGAUGCUAUAAACAUUGUUAUGGUGUCAUCUGUUCGAAACUA
Messenger RNA from Stegodyphus dumicola, 1477 nucleotides. RefSeq names its product sorbitol dehydrogenase-like. The record is from RefSeq and is a predicted model, not a curated record. Lineage: Eukaryota; Metazoa; Arthropoda; Arachnida; Araneae; Eresidae. Gene Ontology annotation, biological process: D-sorbitol catabolic process. Gene Ontology annotation, molecular function: L-iditol 2-dehydrogenase (NAD+) activity; zinc ion binding.